This is a messenger RNA of Momordica charantia (bitter melon), 1191 nucleotides long. RefSeq names its product structural maintenance of chromosomes-like protein, putative (DUF3531). The record is from RefSeq and is a predicted model, not a curated record. NCBI's taxonomy places the organism in Eukaryota, Viridiplantae, Streptophyta, Magnoliopsida, Cucurbitales, Cucurbitaceae.
AUCAAUCAUAGUAAUCACAAGAAUUAGCGCGAGAGUUUCUGAAGAACAAGGAGAAAGCAGGCGAAGGAAAGAAAUUUGAAAAUGUCCGUGUUCAAGGGCGUGGGAUUAGGGUUGGCUUUUGCCAAUGCUAAUUCCAGUUGCAAUUUUCCAUCUAAUCCAAGAAUAUUCCUCGAAUCUGUCACUUCGAACUGUGAAUUUCCACCAAUUUCACUUCGUCCUCGUGCGUUGCUUUCUGAAAAUGGCAACGAUUCUAAAUUCGAUACCAGGAGUAGUUCUACACCGACUGCAGCUGACGCUAAAGGUUCCGGAACCACUGCUAGAGGUCGUCGAUUGCUUAAGCUUCGUGAAGAGAAGCGCAAACGGGAGCACGAUCGUCUCCACAAUUACCCUGCCUGGGCCAAAGUGUUGGAAGAUGCAUGUAAAAACGAUGCGGAACUACGCGCUGUUCUUGGCGACAGUCUUGGCAAUCCAGAGCUCAUGAGGAAAAAGGUCGAAGAGAGAGUUCGGAGGAAGGGUAGAGAUUUCCAAAAGUCAAAAACGGGUUCCAUCCUUGCCUUCAAAGUCAGCUUUAGAGACUUCAAUCCUCUUGACUCCUACAUAUGGUUUGAGCUGAUUGGAUCACCAUCAGAUCGAGAUGUUGAUCUUAUUGGCAGUGUAAUCCAGUCAUGGUAUGUCAUGGGUCGAUUGGGGGCCUUUAACUCUUCUAAUUUGCAGCUGGCAAAUUCAUCAAUGGAGCACAAUCCUCUCUAUGAUGCAGAAAAGGGGUCUAAAGUGAUGCAGUCUUCAUUUCAUGAUAUCAGUGAUGUUGAGUUUCAGGAUAACUGGGGCCGAGUUUGGGUUGACCUCGGGACGUCGGAUUAUUUCGCCAUUGAUGUACUAUUGAACUGCUUGACUGUCCUAAGCUCAGAGCGCAGAUAUUUAGGAAUCCAACAAGUGGUGUUUGGGGGACGACGAAUUGGCGAUUGGGAAGAAGGGAUGAGAAGCCCCGAGUAUGGGUACAAGUAUUUCAAAAUCUAAAUUUAGAAUCUGGAUUUUGUUUCUGUUUAUUACAUUCUGCAUGUAUAUAAUGCCCCCUUCGAUAUCACAAGUCUUCCAUUUUUCUCUACUGGGAAGUUUUUAGCCUUAAAUCAAACUAGACUCGGAAUCUUGCAUUCAGAAAAUUGAAAAAAAAAAAAAGUAGAAGUUUUUGGA